This is a messenger RNA of Marmota monax (woodchuck), 644 nucleotides long. RefSeq names its product insulin like 6 (gene Insl6). The record is from RefSeq and is a predicted model, not a curated record. Lineage: Eukaryota; Metazoa; Chordata; Mammalia; Rodentia; Sciuridae. The transcript is spliced from 2 exons. The coding region runs from base 15 to 644 and encodes 209 amino acids. Gene Ontology annotation, cellular component: extracellular region. Gene Ontology annotation, molecular function: hormone activity.
UGAAGGACCCAGGGAUGACGCAGCUCUUUGGUUUACUUCUGCUGUGGUUUGGGCCCCUGCUGCUUCAGUUCUCCAGUCAACUUAGAGAAGACUUAACCAGAACCAGGAAGCUGUGCGGCAGGUACCUGGUGAAAGAAAUAGAAAAACUCUGUGGCACUACUAACUGGAGCCAGUUCAAGCUUGAGGAGGAAACCCCUAAUACAGAGGAACCCCCGAUUCCUGGCGAGAUUGAAAUCUUCGACCCCUACGAAUACCAAAACCACCGGAACCCUUUCUCCGAGAGGGGAAGAGUCACAAACCCAGCCUCUGCCUCUCCGGGAAAACCAAUAAAUAGUUUGGGGAUACAGUCACACUCUAAGUAUCACUAUAAAAAGGUCAACUGGCUGCCCAUCAAGAUAAGCGAUUAUUCUUCAUCAGAUGAUGUUGAUCCAUAUUCUCAUGACAGUAUAAAACCUCAGAAGAAAAGCUCAACUAAAAUUAAAACACCACACAGUUUAUUUUGGGGGAAUCAUCCCCAAAGAAAACGCAGAGGAUUCUCAAAUAAAUGCUGUAUUAAAGGAUGUUCAAAAGCAGAACUUGCCAUUGCAUGUCUCCCAUAUAUUGAUUAUUUAAACAAUGAUAAAAGAACCAUCACUUUUGACUAA